AUGGCACAGCACCCUGCCAUCGCAGCCCGCUGCCGCGCCGUGCUCGAGUGCCCGCUUGCGUCCAAAGAGCUCCGUGACGCCGCGCACAAGCUGCUGCGUGCUCCACCGCCACCGGCGCAACAACGGCUCUCGGACCCGCCGGCGACGGCAGCGACGGCGGCGGCCGUGUGGACAUGUCGCUCCUGCACGCUGGUCAACGGGCAGGCCAACGCCAGCUGCUCUGCCUGCGGCGCGACCCGGCCUCUCGUCGUUGGCGCCGCAUGGUCGUGCCGCGCCUGCACCUUUGUGAACCGCGCGCAGCGGUCAAAGUGCGAGGUGUGCGCGGAGCCUCGACAUGCGCCGGGCGGCAGGGCCGACGGGAGGGCGGAGGGUGGAGGAGGAGGAGCGGGAAAGGCGGAGCAGCGGAAGAGAGCGCGCCAGGCCUUGGCGAGUGGCGACGAUGACUUUGCUUCAACAUAG
Emiliania huxleyi CCMP1516 is the source of this 459-nucleotide messenger RNA. RefSeq lists its product as hypothetical. The transcript has a single exon. The coding region runs from base 1 to 459 and encodes 152 amino acids. NCBI's taxonomy places the organism in Eukaryota, Haptophyta, Isochrysidales, Noelaerhabdaceae. The record is from RefSeq and is a predicted model, not a curated record.